Molecule: messenger RNA, 5952 nt
Organism: Amphiprion ocellaris (clown anemonefish)
Lineage: Eukaryota; Metazoa; Chordata; Actinopteri; Pomacentridae
Gene: ngfrb
Product: nerve growth factor receptor b
Exons: 6
Coding region: 275-1561 (428 amino acids)
Biological process (GO): Rho protein signal transduction
Cellular component (GO): plasma membrane; cell surface
Molecular function (GO): nerve growth factor binding; coreceptor activity; death receptor activity
Source: RefSeq, a predicted model, not a curated record
UGCUGCCAUAUGAGCCCACUUGCAAGAAAAGCGCACACAGGCGAGAAUCCAAUGAGCGAGUUUUACUCACUGACCGGAUUGUGUUUAAGGACUGACUGAUUCCACCUGACAGCGAGCAGUUACUUAGAGAUUUGUUUCUUUUGCAAUCACAACAAAAUCAAAAAGAAUCGCAAAGAAGAGACGCAACGAUGACAGCCGAGUUUAUUUCACCUCGAAGUCACUGAGAUCCGCAUCCUCCUGCGUUUGCAUCCGAUCGCUGACCUCCCCGGAAAAGAUGCAAAGGAGAUACAGGAUGAAUUCGGCUUUCAUGGCAGUGUUACUCGGAGUGGUUGGGGCUCUGGCCAAUAAGCAGGACUGUCCUUCGGACAACUAUACGACCAGUGGAGAAUGCUGCAGGCAGUGUCAGCCCGGCGAGGGCGUCGUCAGACCAUGUGGAGCCACACAGACGGUCUGCGCUCCAUGCCUUGACAGCGAAACCUUCUCAGAAACCUUCAGCCACACGGAGAGAUGUCAGCCGUGCACACAGUGUACCGGUCUGUACCGGAUGGAAACGCCCUGCACCGACUCCAACGAUGCCAUCUGUGUCUGCAACUAUGGCUACUACCUGAAUAAAAUCUCGCAGUUGUGCGAACCCUGCACCAAAUGCCCCGAGGGCCAAGGGAUGCUGCUGAGCUGCGAGUCUGACCAUGACACAAUGUGUGAGGAUUGCACCGGGGACACGUACUCGGACCAGGAGAGUUCCCGAGAGCCCUGCAUCCCCUGCAACACCUGUGAUGAGGGUGAGGUGUUAGAGCCCUGCAGCUCUACCAGAGAUACAGUUUGUCAAGUCACUUACCCCUCAGGGAUUCCCCCGGUUACUGGACCCUCCAUGAGCCCCUAUGACGACACCACGGUGGUCGACCCUCCAAUAGACGUCCCCACAGACAGCCCUACAUCGACCACUGAUGGUGACUCCCAGGAGCGGCUCUACCAGGGUCUGAACGAUAAACUCAUCCCCAUCUACUGCUCCAUCCUGGCAGCCGUCGUUGUCGGUCUUGUGGCUUUCAUAAUCUUCAAGAGAUGGAAUAGCUGUAAGCAGAACAAGCAAGGAGCCAACAACUGCACAGCCAACCAGAACCAGACUCCAUCACCUGAAGGGGAGAAGCUGCACAGCGACAGCGGGAUUUCUGUGGACAGUCAGAGUCUGCAGGAGCAGCAGGGCCAGACUCAGGCACAAACAGUUGUCACCAUGGACGAAGAGCCCUGCUUGCUGCUUCCUCUGCACACCAGAGAGAAAGUAGAGAAGCUGCUGUUCAGGGGCAGCGAGGGAGAAAACUGCAACAUGCACGACAGCGACUGGUGCAACCUGGCUGGUUUGCUCGGAUACGAAGAGGAGCGGAUCGCCACCUUCCGGCAGGAGGAGCAUCCUGUUCGUGCUCUCCUGUCCGACUGGGCGAGCAAGGAGUGCGCCAGCAUCGACACACUGUGCACGGCGCUGCGCAAGAUCAACCGUGAAGACAUCGCGCAGAGUCUGGUGCUCAGUCCGACCGCCGUGAAGCCAACCGCCACCUCUGUGGUGUGAUUUUAACUGUUAGCAAAACUUUACCACCUGAACCUUAUACCUUAAAAUAUUCUAGAAAGUCUUGAAGCCUCAUGAAGCCACCAGUCACAGUGACGAAAUCCGACAAAUCACAUUUAAAUCAGGGGAGAAGACAGGAAAUCAGAAAAACACUGAAAAAUAUCAAUAUACACAAUCAAAGCAAUGCAAGGUAAACCUCAACCCUUGACUUAACCAUCAGGAUAGCCUUGCAAAUCCACACAAAGAAGCAAACAUCUCGAUAACUAUUCCAUUUGGAGCUGGGAUACCUACCUGCCUUUCCACACUAUUUGACAUUCAGCUGACCAUCUUCUGAUCUAAUUAACCACAGAGCAGCAGUUUGAAGUGAUCGUGGAUACCUGGCUCUCUCUUUCAUUCCUCCACCUUCAUCCUCUGCAUCUUUAUCAUCAGUAUCUACAAUCUUAAACAUGCAUAGCCGGCGUAGCCCUUACUUAUCGCCUUCUCAAGCCCGUGUUGUACUUCUAAAGGUGUUCAAAUCUACGCUACCAAAGAGGAAUGUUUUCAGACCAUACCUGAGAUUAUUCACAUGCCAUGUUAGACUUUUUGAAUUCCAGAUAACAAACGGCUUCCGUGUCUUACUGCUGCUGGAUGACACCUGCAUACAUCAGACUAUGACAACCUGAGGAAGGAUGGUUGGACGCAUUUCAAAUGUAACAAAGGCCACAUCCAGCUAUUCGCUCUUAUUUGAAACAUUUGUUUUAGAUUUAAGACGUGGAGCCGCAGCACACGUUGGCGUUGUCUUGACUUUUGCUUCAUCGUUUUCCAACGACUGCUGGCUGGACUUUGCCAACUAGGUGGUCUGUGGGGCAACAUGACUCCAGUCUAUGUGCUCGGGUCUAUCUGCAUAACACAGAAGCUCACACACAGACUCACUUCAAACUGACCCAGAAACGGGAAGGAGGCGGAACUUAAGUUACCCAGCGACAACCGUGUAUACUAUAUGUACAUAGGGAGACAAGUGCACACACCGAAUACAGACAUACAUACACAUACACACCUUACAGUAUGUAGCCGUGCAUGCAUGUACUGUACUAUUCAAACACAGACAGACACACACACAUAUGCAUUUACAUUCUUAUUCAUUGUAGAGGACACAGAAAACUUCACAUCCUGCCAUGUAUGAUACAGAGUACACUCAUGAGGGGACCAUAUACUGUUUAUUGUCAAUAUUAGUAGCCAAUAUAACGUUACUCUGUGUCUACUUAUGUCUAAAACUGUAUGAUUUGCAAUGUGUGCUGUAGAUGGUGAAAUGCUACCUUGACAGUAAACAGCAUGCAAAAACUAGCAACUCAUUGUCGGCCAGUGCACACAAUUUCAAGUAAAAAACACACAAACUAUAUGGAUGCAAAACAAAAAUCCAGGGUUUUUAAUCUUUUUUGCUUAAUUUCUCAGGGUAUCUCGAAUGAUUGUGUUUCACCAUGAAUAUUAUACUUAUUAUUGCACCAUCUAUGACUAACCGAAUAAUCUGUAGCUGCUCAAAAGCCACUGUGUUUAUCCAAAGCAGCAAUCCUUGCGACUGACAAUCCUUCAAACAGAUGAAUAAGAGAGAGAAACGGGCCAGAGAGAGAGAGAGGGAAAAUAAAGAAAAGUGGUGUUGUGUUUCUUCUUUGUUUGGAACAAUGACCUCUGAAUAAAAAGGCCAGUCAGUCGAGACAUAAGUUGAAAGGAUGUGGGAUGAAUUCAGACAAGGGAACCGGAAGAGUUUUGGAUUACUUCAAUGUAAAGGUGAAACCCAGGAAUCUGCAUUUGCAUUAAUCAGCUUGUUUAAGUAUAAGCAUGUAUUCCUCUCCUCACAGCAGCCUGUGCUUCUUACAUUGUGUUGUUACCGGUUUCUCAAAGCAUAUUCAACAGUGUAAAUGUGUUGAUAUGAUUGUGCUGACAACUAAGGACCCACAGGACGUACUCGUUUUGUUUUUCUUCACUGUAAAUGGGAACAUAUUUGAAGGAGAAAGUAGUUCACUAUGUUAAACUUCAUCUGUAUCACCAACGUCAGCUGUUACUCUCGAGUACAGAUUGCCACUAACCACUAGCAUACUGAGCUUCAUGCUGUAGUGUUACUUUAAAUGAAGGUAUUCUUACUACUCUAUAAGGGUUGUUUGUAUUUUAAUUCCCAAAUAACAACUGUAAAUGGUAUUGUAUUUCUGUUUUUGUUUUAGAUCGGAGCACUUAAAUGUGUACUUAUGUGUCCUUUUUGCAUCACAAGUGCCUGGGAACUAUUUCAGGUGUCUGCUGAUGUUGUACAUUUUUUUAUUUUUAGCUGUUUUGUAAGAAUAUCUUUUUUAUUUCUUGUUUUUUUUUUAACUUGUAAAUAAUUUGUCUUUUUUAUUUUCUUUUGUUUUAGUUAAUGCCUGGAAGGCGUCACUGGACAGUAUCUAUGUAAACAGGCCUUUGUUACACUAUCAGUACUGUCGAGGAAAGAAGGGCGAAGGGAAGAGAGUCGCAGAUUGUUUACCGUCAGGUGCAUUUAAAUAGUGUGUCAUUAAGAAGAUGAGAUUUUAAAUAUCUUUAAGAUUCAUCAGAUAUGGAAAGGCUCCAAUUUUCUGUUCAGGAGGUAAUCUAUUCAGUCAGAAAUGCAACAUUACAUUGUGAUUUCAAUGCUUAUAUUUCAAGUCAACCAUAUUUUUUACAAAGUUUGACAUUUUGGGAAAUACAUUUAUAUAUUUUCUAGCUGAGAAUUGGAUUCAAAGAGUGAUGUUGCUGCAGGUAAGUCUGGAAACAGCUAGCCCAUUGUGACACAAUGGCACCACUGCACUCUGAAUCCCAUAAUUUUAAUUGGCUUGUACUAUGCAACAACGGUUUGUUGCUGCAUUGAGCUGCAAUGUGCAGUUAAAAGUUCAGAUUAGGUUAACUUUUCACUGCAAAUAUUUGUCACGAAGAAACAAGGAAACAAUGCAUCCAGCCAGCCAGGCAUGGAAGGCAAAAUGUAGGAAAAACUGAUGUGUCUAAAUUCCCUGAAUUAUAACACACAAGUUUGCAUUUGUAAUGAGACCUCAGGAAACAGGUUUCUUUCCAAGUAGACAUGUCAGGUGCGUUUUAACUUCUUUCUAUACAGUCAUUGGUUUUAAUAGUCAGCUUGUUGCAGUUUGGCAAUAUGUGUAACAUGGGGCCCCGAUUUAUUUGUUCCUUUUCAACAGCUUUACAUACCUAUUAAAGUUUCAUAAUUAAUGAGGUAGUGAGGUAAAGAGGUUUAAUUUCCAUUCAAAAUUAUUCAUUGAUUUCGUGGUCUUGGAAGAAAUUGUGAAAACUCCACUUAUUUUGCAUUGGGCUGAACAUAGUGACGAGCGCAAACUGCAUUAUGUCUAAAAGGGCCGUGUUUCUGCCGUUGCCUAGAUGUUGUUUUUUUUUUUUUUUUUUUACCACAUCAGCUGCUUUUUCUUCUUUAUACUAAGUUAAACUAAGUGUCUGCUGGCUGUAGCUCUAUAGCUGGAAUGAUAUGGGAAGAGUCCUGAUUAUCUCAUCUUAAAAUAAGCAUAUUUCCCAAAAUGUCAGAGUAAACCACCCUAUUAAAUUUAUACAUUUUAACAUUAUUUUUAGCAGUUAAUAGUCAUAUCAGUUAGAAUAUACGUACCGCAUCACACAUAUGUGUCCAUAGCUUACUUAAUACUUCAACAGACUUCCUAUGGGACCAUAUUGCAGGUUGCCUUAUAAGAAAAAUUUGCACCAGCAUUGUUUUAAGUUGCUUAUCUGUGAGUUAAAGCUCCGUGCCUUGGACCUGAUGAGCUAUUUUGACCAAUAACAGAGUUAAUAUUCACACUAAAUCAUGUUAUGUUACUCUGUGUUACAGGACACUUGACACACUGUAGAGCCUCAUGUUUAGAUUUAUGAUGCCCCAGAUGAUUAUUUUGGUUUCAAUGGUUGCAUUCAAUAAUCUCCAUCAUUGUAGAAAGACCUUCCCUGAAAGCCCUCAGUUUAUUGCACCAUGGGGCAGUAAACAUCUUUAGAAUCUGUCCUCCUGUCAGCUGAACACGGAGGCUUUUUUUUCUUUGGACAGUAUUUCUUUAGAGAUUUAACUGAAUAACAGACAUUGAAUCGCUUGUACAGUGAACCCAAUUGAAGGUGAACAUGUGGUGAUAUUGCACUUGAGAGACAAAGUACAAACUAAUCCUGUAAAUUGGGGUCUGGGUCAGGGGUGGGAUGUACAAGACUGUGUUUGGAGGGUGUGUUUUAAGGAAAAGCCCUGGUAAUGUAGCUCACAGUGAUGAAAGUGACGGUGAACCAGGACUGAAGUGUACAGAUGUGAGAAACACUGAAUGUUCCUUGUAUACUAAUACAUAUACUGUUCUAUACUUAAUGUGAAUUUGCUAAAUUCCUACAGCAGACAAGCAGUAAAAUGAAUAAUAAAGCUCUUAAAUCCA